Molecule: messenger RNA, 8518 nt
Organism: Sabethes cyaneus
Lineage: Eukaryota; Metazoa; Arthropoda; Insecta; Diptera; Culicidae
Gene: Asx
Product: polycomb protein Asx
Exons: 10
Coding region: 804-7214 (2136 amino acids)
Biological process (GO): animal organ morphogenesis; positive regulation of transcription by RNA polymerase II
Cellular component (GO): PR-DUB complex
Molecular function (GO): chromatin binding; DNA binding
Source: RefSeq, a predicted model, not a curated record
CAAAUGUCGGUGCGCAAUUUUCGUUCGGGAAAGUGCAUUUACAGCGGUGAAAAACGGUCCAAAAUAGUUCGAAUGUAUUGCGCAAGUGAUCGCAGUUGAAUUUGCGAUAAAAAUACGUGAAAAGGACAAAGAUUCGGUUUGAAAAAGCGCAUUUGUUUAAGGGGCAUUUUCCACAGAAAGGUUUUUUUUGUGUGCUGGCCUGUCGUUUUGUCUUCGCCAAGCUCGCGGUUUGUGUGUACGGGAGCGAAAUGAACGUAGCUUGCUGAGAACAAAGAAGAACGAGACAGAAGAUGGUUGUGCAAGAUCGUAGUAGAAGAGUGUGUGCGUGUGAGUAUCGCAGUGAGGCGUUCAUUCGGUUGGCGUUUUGAAUGGAGUAGUAAUAAGCAUUUACGCGGCCCACCGUAGCCGAAUGGUGUAUUUUCAAGACCGUAUACUAGCUCAGGUGGUGACAUUAAACUUUGUCGAUAGAAGUGUGCGUACGGAAAAACAAAUCGAAGUGUUCUAAAAUUUGUUUUGCAGUGUCAUUUUCGAGAACUAUGCUACCAGAAAGAAAAGAAAAUCGCAGUUUUUAUUCUGUUUUCUACUCCAGUGUUGGUGUAAUAAGCGAAUUUCAUGUUGAAGAUGCUUGAAUUGCUCCCCAAAUUGGGAAAAAUACAUGUACGAUAUAGUGGUUAAAGGAAGAAAAUAACGAAGUUGCAUAUUAAUUAGGCAUCUCAGUUCUUGGUAUUACUGCUUAGUUUCUGGAGAUCUGAAACGCGAUGUCCCGUGAAACAUUACGCUAGUGUUGAGCGACUUUCCCGGAUAUGGAGUGUGACGUUUCGCCACCGGACAGUAGCAGCGGCGGUCAUCACGGUACCGGUUCGGUUCAGCAGAGGCGCCAGCAGAAGCAACCCGUUCAGUAUAACAGCACCAGCAUCAGCAGCAGUAGUAUCAACAACACCAGUGGUAGCAGUAGUAGUAACUUAAACAUUAGCGGUAACAGCGGUAGAAAUCUCUUGAACAUUAGCAGCAGCAGUAUCCGGGCGGAAUCGCCAGGCGCAACCACAGCAACAACAACAACAACAAUGGCAGCAACGUCUUCGUCGUCAUCGCAGCACCAUCACCACCAUCAUCGCAAUCAUCAUCAUCACCAUCAUCAUUCGCAUGGACAUUCCCAUCAGCACCAUUAUCAGCAACAGCAGCAGCAGCAGCAUCAACCGCAACACCAUGUCCAUCAGGAAGAGAUUACAGUUGCAUUCCCGGAGGUGGUAUCCUGCACGCCGGAGUCGAGCUUUAAUCUGUCGGAUGAUUACGACUCGAAUCCACUGAAAGAAGUCGAUCCACUGAACGUUUCCGGCAGCUCAAUGGAACUGCUAUCGUCCCCCCGAAAAGGGCAGGACAAAACUCCUAAACACAAUCACCACCUGCGACGAAAUGUUCCUAGAAUAGUAGUGAAACAAAUUCCCAAGGCGCAACAGCAGGCGGCGCAAAGUUCGCGGGAUGAAAAACGACCCACGGGUCCGGCUUCGACCAUGCGUGAGGUGCUUGCCUCCAUUCCCGGCUUCAGUGUGAAACCGCGGCGAAGGUCGAACAAGAAAAUGUCCACUGCAGCGCAGCUCGAACAGACGAAAGAGGGCUGUAUCGAUCUCGAGACGCCGGACUCCAUCCUGGUCAACACGAAUCUUCGCUCGUUGCUGAACAAGCAAACCUUUCAGAUGCUGCCACCGCUGUUUCAGUACAAACUAGUACAGUUGCUACCGUCGGUCGAUCGCCCGUCUGUGAUGGUUGCUUCGGACUGCGAACGCAACGGUAUUUGGCUAAAUCCGUCCAGUUUGAACAACGAGUUUUUUGCCCGUGCCUGUCUGGAGUGGAGGGACCGGUUAGCGGAGGGUGAAUUCACACCGGAAAAUCAGAUAAAGCUUAAGACGGAAGCGGAGAAAGAGAAGAGCAAACUGGAUCCCUGGAAGCUGAAACACUUCGAACCGAUGUGGGGUGACAAGAGUGCGGCGAUGGCGAAUGUGGGUGCCGCCGGGACGCUGCCAAAUCCGUCGCCACCGUUGACGCCGACCAAGGAGAAGGUGUCAACUCCGGAUCCGCCGAAGACGAGCACCCCAACCACAUCGAGACCUGCCCUGAAAACCACCAUCAAGCUACGACCUACAACGACGAUAGCAACGAGUACAACCGCAACCGUCGAGCCCGCUGUCCCCAGCUGCAGCGGUAGUAGCAGUAGUAAUAGCAAUAGUAGUACUAGUAGCAGCAGCAGUAGUAAUAUGCCGCCCGCCGGCAGUAGCGGUACCAGCAUCGUCCCCGUUGUGGCUCCAUCGGCAGCCAUUUCUGUAGCUGUCAGUAGUCGUACCAGUGCCUCCCAGAGCUCUCUGUCUCCUUCUGCUACUUCCUCACCGAAGCGAGUUCGAACGGUAGGAGCCGUGACACGAGCUGCUGCAUCAGCCGGCCAACAGAAACAGCAUGUGUCCGACCACCUGCCGGAAUCACUCGCGGUAGGAGAUCGUGAAUCACCAGCCCGGUUGAGCCGCGUACGAGUGGAAUCGCCGAAACCUUCCACAUCAUCAGCAUCGCUGACGCUUUCUACUCCGGUACUUCUAGAUGAAGUAGAUUCCUCCAGUCCCGCCGGCAGUAUGGUCAGCGGAAGUCUAAAGCGAGUACACAAUCGAUCCCUAACGCCAGAAUUAAGCAAUAGUAAGAUAUCGAAAUCGUCGGACACCAGCGAUAGUAGUUCAUCUCAGGAACCUCCCGCCAGUAGCGCACUGAAACAAACACAAAAGGCUAAAGAAGAACUCACUGCAGAGCAGCCAGUUUCAACAGCAGUAGGAGUUGUUCUAGAGGAUGACGAUGAUGAUGUGGAAAUCGGUCAGGAUGCCGUUAUCGAGGAAAUCCCCGAUGACGAUCCGGAUGUAACGGAAGUUAUAAUGGAACACACGUUUUCACCUUCGCCAGAACCUGCCAAUCAGUACGAUAGUUCUAAUUCCAACUCGAAUCUUAACGAUCAACGACAUCGGUCUCAACUAGCGAUACAAACCUCUCAGCAACAGCAACAGCAGCAAACUGUAUACGACCAACAAACUGGUCAGAUCUUUAACAUUGUCUGUAUCGACUCGCCUGUGACAGCACCGGCUUCAACGAGCCACAUGGUCUCGACAGCGGCGGAUAGUCCCUCCGCAGCCAGUAGUAAUAGCAACAGCAACUACCCCGGCGGUAGAAGAACUGAAACCGAAGCUGAAUGUUCCGAUUUUCGAGAACAGCAUCAAUUUUGUCAUGAUAGCAAUAGUAGCAGCACUUCGACAACCGCUCUGAUGUCGUCCAGUGAUCAGGUGCCAGCGAACGCGUUAAGUAGCUUUGAAAAUGUGCUUCAAAACAACGAGGAACUGGUUAUAAUGCAACGAGGCGAAGCCUCGAACGAUGGCGCCGGAAAUGACAGCAAUGGAAGCUCGGAGGCUAGCAGCAGUGGCGGUAGUCAGAGGACGGGACUUAGUCGAACGGAGGUUAAUAUGAAUCUGACCGCUUAUCAUCAUGACCACGAGUUGCUACAUCAAAGCGUUAGCAGUGGAAUGAUGCUGGGCGGAGCCAGUGGAGAAGAUCGAAGGGGAGGAACGGGCGCGGGAGAAGACGACGAGGACGAUGAUAAUGAAGACGAGCUGGGUGACGAGGCGAACUGUGAUAAUAAUAAUGAUUCCACCAACGAUGGCGAAGAGGAUGAGGACGACGAGGAACAGGUAGUGCAUCCGUUGAUGACAGAAGGAUCAGUGAUAGGAGGGUUGGUGGAUGGGGGGCUACCCGAGGACGAACUGCACGGGCUGCAGUUGCUUGCGGCGGCGCAGCAGCAAUCGGUCGGAUCGUCGGAUUCGGGCGAGGAGGACGACCAGAUGGACGAGAAGUUUAUCGAUGCGGAGAACUACGUGCUGGAAAGCGGUGAAAUUAGUGCGGAGAUCGACACGAUGGGCCUGCUCGCCGACAGUGCCGAGGAGGUGGGAGUGGAUCUCGGUAUUGCCGGGGUGGCCGAAGCCGGUCCCAGCAGCCACGACGAGGACAAUCUAAUAAUCCUCCACGAGCUGGACAUCAAGGAGGAGGAGGAGGAGGAAGAAAAUGACGAAGACGAUGCUGAUGAUGCUAUCCGGGAAGGUGGAACCCUCGAGGAAGAGGAGGAAGAUGACGACGAAGAGGAGGACGAUGAUGACGAGGAAGAGGAACCGGAUCAGCAACAGACAACAACAACAACAGGUGGUACUACUGCGGUGGAGGUGGGUGUGGUGGAAACCCAAUCCAUGUGUCCGAGCGAUCUGGACGGGUUCGACGGAAUCAAUGCAAUCAAGAUGGAGACUGAUAACAUUUUUGACAGUGGCGACUGGCCCUUUAAGGUGAAGCUUGAUCCGAAGAUGAUGCUGGUGGACCAGCUGGAUCCUAGUAGUAUUAUUCUCACUCCGGCGACGUCGGCCAUCAGUGGGCAUCAGAUAGCCGUUAGCAGCGGUAACGUACAGCAUCAGAUGCAGUUUCAACAACAGCAGCCGCAGCAGCACCAGCAACAGCAACAGAUUCAUUCCAUUCAGGCUGCUCAGCAGCAACAGCAGUUACUUAAUCAACAGGUGCUGAUACAGCAGGCUCAACAUCAGCAGCAACAGCAACAUCCGCAACAGCAGCAGCAGCCACAUCAACAACAGCCACAGUUAAAUAUGCUGCAGCUGCAGCAAUUUCAGCAGCAUCAACAACCGCAGCAUCAAGUACUGAUCCCGCAGACGAUGACGACCGGAGGCAGCAGUAUUCUUUCAUCAGAGGUUAAGGACGUCCGAGCAGUGAUAAAAACCGAACCGACCAUAUCGGGGGUAACUUUCCAGGGUCGACCAGCAACCGGUCAAUUGAUCACCAGAAUCAAAAUCGAAAACGGCGAGGAUGGUCAAAAGCUGCACGUUGUUUCCUCCCCAGCUACGGAUAGCAUGGCGCGGGUCAUCGAAAGUGUAGCAGGAAACUAUACCGCCACAAUUCCGGUGACAACGCAGGCCACACUCUUACAGCAGCCACAACAUCAGCUGCAGCAGCACCAACAACCGCAGCAUCAUCCGAUAUUUCAGCAACACGUGAAGCUGGAAUUGGAUGCCGGCCAGCAACAACAGCAGCAGCAGCUUGUCCAACAAGGGCAACCAAAAUUUAUCAUAACUUCUCGACAAAUUACUAACAAAAUACCCAUCACUGUAACCAGCAGCCCUUCGGGACAGCUUCUCCAGCAGCAACAGCAACCAACGGGGAUGGGUGGAACCGUCACAACUACCCUACAGAAACCGAUUCAGCUGCAGAAAAUAAUCAUGUCCACUUCGAGUCUGCAGCAGCAACAGCAGCGAGCUCGGUUACCUCUCCAGAGGACACAACUUGUUCAGCAGCAGCCGCAAACUCAAUCUCAGCAGCGAUUUCAGCAAAAAUUUGUAACCAAUCAGUUGAUUCGCGGUCAGAAUGCUGCCAUCAUCAACAGUGUACAAUUGCAGCAGCAGCAGCAACAGCAACACCAACAACAGCAGCAGCAGCAACAGCAACAGCACGCCCAAGCACUGGCCAAUCAACAAGCUCAGCAAGCGGCAGCUACCGUUGGAGCGAACGUUGUUAUUGGUCCAACCCCGCGAAAGCGGUUGGAAAUCUCUGCCGGAGGCACUCUCGUUGCUCCCGUUGGGUCAGCAGGUCGGCGAGGUGGUCGGACUAGCAGUUCACGCCUCCCGCCAGGGGCGGUUAAUCUCGAACGGAGCUACCAGAUCUGCCAAGCUGUCAUACAGAACAGUCCUAAUCGGCAUCAGUUGCGGGCUCAACUGAAACCACCGCAGGCGUUCCUAGCCAGUUCUAACUCGAACUCGAGCAACAGUAGCAAUAGCAACGGAAGCACCGGCAGCAGUAGUGCCGGCAUCGGUGCAGGUGCAGCAACCGGUAUCUUGAAAGAUGAACCUACCAGUUUCGGUGGGACAGUUAUUGGGAAUAAGAUUGGUCCACGGUUAGUUAAUCCAAAAAGAAUUACCACUAUCGGCCGACAGCCUUCGUCGAUCCUUGUGCGACAUGUAUAUACCACCGCUGGCCAAUCGAAUCCCGGUACAAUUAGUAUUAUAUCAACGUCUCAACAACAACAGCAACAGCAGCUGCAGCAUCAGCAGCAGCAGCAGCCUCAUCAAAGCAAUCAACAGCGUAUCAUAACUGCCACUGAGGCAGCUGAACUGCAGCACGCUCAGAUCAUCAGCAUGGCCGGCCCGGGAGGGAUGAGCAAUCUAACGGUAUCGGGUGGUGGAACUGCCGGUGCAGGUUCCGGAACCGGUAACAGUUUCGGCGGUAAAUACGUACUUGUGCAACGGACUCACAUCGGUGAUAUCGUAACGCCGCGGGCGGCCAGUGCUCCACCGACACAGAAUCAGCAGGUUAAUUCAGUAACCGGUGUCCCAAUAACGCUAGCGGGUCGUGGACGGCCAGCUUCGGUAGAUAUUGAUACACCUGUCUCCCUUCCUGAUUCUCAACAGCAACAGCAGCAGCACCAGCACCAGCAGCAGCAGCAACAACAACAACAAGUGCAAAUUAUUACCCAUUCUGUGCAACAACAUUCGCAACAGCAGCAGUCAAUAGUUGGACCUAACCCCGGCAUCCAAGCCGUAACCCGUCGGGGUCCUACCACUCAUGUAAUCUCCUACGGUGACAUUGGUACGGAAGCGGUAAACAGUCAGCACAUUACCCAGGCGUCCGGUACAUCAUCAGUCGGAUUGGAUUCCAGUGGCAAUCACACCAUUGUCACGUCCACCAACGGUCCAACGAUGGCAGCUGUGUCCCCUGUUGCCGGGUACAGUAUCUCAUCUACUUCGGCAGCAUCGCCCCUUCCCGCCGGUAGCGGUAGCAGCAGCAGCAGUAAUGGAAGCAGCAACAAUAGUAUCAUUAUUAGCAGCAGCAGCAACAACAGCGGUAGUAACACCUGUAACAACAAUAAUAACAGCACUAUCGGUAUUAUCAAUAAUAAUAAUAAUCAUAGCAGCAGUAGUAACGUCAGUAAUAGUAGUAACAGUAGUAAUAGUAGCAACAGCAGUAGCAGCAGCAGCAAUGGAAACGGGCACCAUCCGCAUCCCCAGCAACAUCAGCAGCAUGGCGCUGCCGCAUCCUGCUCUUGCUCUCUGAACGCAAUGGUAAUCUGUCAGCAGUGUGGCGCUUUCUGCCACGACGACUGCAUCGGUGCUUCGAAAUUGUGCGUGUCCUGUGUCAUCCGAUAAAUCCGAUUCGAUGGAGCCCAUCCGAUUGAAAACUAUUGAAUAAUGAAUGGUUGAUAACAAAGAUAACAACAGAGUAAACCAGGAACAUUAAGUCUGCCACCGAAUUUUUCACUCGAAAUACACACAUACACAUACACACACACAUACAAAGAAUCACUAACCAUUAAAGCCUGUGCAAAGACUCACUCCUAGCAUGUAGGGAUUCGAAUUUCGUUUUUUCGACAAUACGUCUACUUGCUCUUGCUCGUUUAUUCUUAAAAAAAACAUUUUUGCGGCUUUGUUGUUACAGGAUGAAAUAAAAAAUAACUAAAUAACUGAAUGAACAAGAGGAGAAUCCAAACUGUGAAUACUACUUUUAGGGUCUACUAACCGGGAGUACCGGAGCAGUUUUUUGCGGUACCUUCGAAUCAUGAGUGUGUAUUUUUUGCUACGUCAAGAAAACCCAAACGAGUGUGAAUUGUGGUUGGUUCUGAAUGCCGGGGAGUGAAAGGAUCGACUGAAUGUAGCUCAAUAAUGCUUUAGUUGUUAGGUUGUUCUAUAAUUUAUCCAUCCUUGGGAGUAAGAAAGCCGCACGAGAUGAGCUGCUCGAUUGGUAAUUAAUGUGCGGAAAAAGACUAGAUAACCUUCUAGUACUAAUUAUUGCUAAGUAUGAUAACAUUAUAAGCUAAAACACGCUGAAAAAAAAGCAUAAGGGACAAAAUAAUAAACUAUAAUCUGGGAAAUUGAAUUCUUCAAAAAAAUGGUAGUUUAACGUUUUGGUUUCUGCAUUGAUUUAAACGGAAAGAGAAAAUCUGUGAUUCAUACUACUUGGACGGUUGGUAAAAUGUUCCCGCCCGACGGACGGACGGGCGGGGUGGCAACAUUUACUAUCAUCAAUGCCGUUUUUUUCUUUAAGCGAUUUCCGCUCGCGGUUGCAAUGUUAGCUUUCGUUUAUUUAUUCUUUAAAUUGUGUCAAUUUUUCACCGGUGUCAGUUCUGUUUCACGAUAAUGCUGCCACGUUUAAGUUUGUCAUACAAAUCAGUAUAAAAACAAUCAUAAUUAGCCCGUAAGAACUGCGCGCGCGCGUGUACGCAUAAACGUUUAAGUGCUCUACUCCAAGGUUUGCCUUUAAGUUCGUUUAUUUUAAAAGAAGCCGCCUAGUUUUUAGUUAGGUAUUAUUUUAUUAAAUAACUACUCAAAUCCGCUAUCUCACAAGUAAAUUCUCCGUGACGAAUGAUAAAAAUGGGGCACCUUUGUUCAAUCUACUGUUGAAAGAAAUCCAUUGAAAGAAUGAUACGAAUUCGGUUUUCAAACUUACAUUUAUU